Molecule: messenger RNA, 2880 nt
Organism: Hyalella azteca
Lineage: Eukaryota; Metazoa; Arthropoda; Malacostraca; Amphipoda; Hyalellidae
Product: sphingomyelin phosphodiesterase
Exons: 12
Coding region: 86-2056 (656 amino acids)
Biological process (GO): sphingomyelin catabolic process; ceramide biosynthetic process
Cellular component (GO): lysosome
Molecular function (GO): acid sphingomyelin phosphodiesterase activity
Source: RefSeq, a predicted model, not a curated record
AUCAUUUAUAUAAAUAGAUGAAUAUUUCCAGAGGUAUAGUAAAACGAGAGAAAAUUCAUAUAGGAACUAGCCCCAGCAAAAUUGCAUGCCAACUGAAAUGAAUGCAAUGAAUCGCCUUCUCGGCUGCAUGAGCAGCACAUUCACAGUUGUCAUGAUCCUCUUCAUAACGCCAUCUUCAGCUGUGACACUUAGGCAUACAGAGAGGGCGAGUGGGCCGGCGAGGGAAGAUGUGUUCAUGUCAACAAUGCAACUACACACCAACGAGACGCGGUCCAGUCUAGCGUACCACAUCCAAAACGCCAUGGGUCUAAUGAAGGACACAAUGAGAGCGCCUUGGGUGCCAGGCGCAACAAAUCUGCUGUUCCCAGGCGCGACGCCUGCGUGCCUGUCUUGCCAGGUGCUGGCCAAGGCGCUGUUCCAGUUCCUGCGCAGCACCACAGACACCGCACUCUUCUACAAGAGCCUCAUUGCGAUCUGCCAGAAGCUGCUCUUCAGACAGCCUGGCGUCUGUUCAGGGCUCAUAAACAGUGAAAAAGACGUGAUGGAGUAUGUAAUACGUCGGGGUCGCGCCAGUCACGUACAGUUGUGUGGACUGAUCUUCAGCUCCAGCGCAGCACCCAGUCUGUCAUGCGGCCUGCAAUUCCAUGACGAAGAAUGGAGCGUCGAUAUUCCAGUCCCUUUUCUGAGCAGCCGUGAAAAAUGGCUAGAAAAUGAGAUCCAUAAUACGAUAGAAGAUUCUUCAGCGUUAGAGCAGUGGAGGGGAAAAUCCGCAGACUUCAUCAAUGGAGGACGACCAUACCUGAAAUUUUUGCACCUCGCAGACCUGCACUACGACCCCGAGUACAAGGAAGGAUCCAGCACGAAGUGCGGCGCGAUAAUAUGUUGCCAGGCUGGAAGCGGAGCCCCAAGGGAAGGGGAGGCUGGAGCGGGCAGAUGGGGUGACUAUGGACCAUGCGAUUCCCCCGAGAUUCUGGUGCGCAACAUGCUGGAGGACAUCCGUCGCCGACACAGCGACAUCGACUACAUCAUCUACACCGGAGACAGCGUGGCGCACGACCUCUGGAAACUGAGUCGUGAGAAGAACACUAAAGUGAUCAACAAAGUAGGAGAGCUUCUUAAAGAAUAUUUCCCGUACACCCCCAUCGUCGGGGCGCUGGGCAAUCACGAGUCUUUUCCGCGAGACAGUUUUCCUCCACCCGAGGACGCCACAGUCAACCGGAAAUUCAGCAACUUGUGGCUGUACAACUUGAUGGCCGACCAGUGGCAGAGCUUCCUGCCCAACGUUAACAUCUCCACAGAAGCCAGGAUAUCAGGAUCGUAUUCUGUCCUAAUCCAGCCGGGAUUCAGGAUCAUCUCUCUCAACACAAAUUUCUGUUUUAAAUUCAACUGGUGGGUUUUAUACAAAAGCAACGAUCCCGGCAACGUGCUCCGCUGGCUGGUACGUGAACUGCAGAAGGCGGAGGACAAGGGGGAGUAUGUUCACAUCAUCGCACACAUCGCCCCGCUCUACGCCGACUGCUACGAGCAGUGGGGGCAUCAGUUCUCUAGGAUCGUAUCAAGGUACUCCAGGACAAUCAGAGGCCAGUUCUACGGCCACAGUCACAUGACUGAGGUGCUGCUCAACUAUGACGUUAAUGACCCCAAGCGUCCCGUAGGAGUCCAAUACCUCACCCCCAGCAACACGCCCUAUCGCCGCCUCAACCCUUCAUACACUCUCUUCUAUGUCGAUGGCAACCAUGCUGACUCGACACGAGCGGUGCUUGACUCGAACACUUACUUCCUGAACCUGACGGCGGCGAACGCCCACGACGACGUGACGUGGCAUCUGCUGUACAGCGCCCGCAGGGACCUCAGCCUGCGGACGCUCGAGGCGCCGGACUGGCACGACCUCGUCCGCAGGAUGGACAAAGAUCCUGAACUUACACGGAAAUUCCAUGCAUAUGCUGUGAAGAUGAGCGACGUUCUGAAGGACGAUUGCGACAGGAGCUGCCGGCGACUUCUAGUGUGCAAUAUGGUGGAGAGCGACAGAUUUCUGCCUAGAAAAUGCAAAAACUGAUGUCGAAGAGCACAACAUGAAUGGUUGCAAGUCAAUAUUCCUAUCCUAUAAAAAUUUCUAAAUCUGAUUCACGAAGAGAAAAAAAAAAGCAAUUGCAAUUAAUCCUAUUCUAAAACUAUAAUUCUGAGAAAAGGCAUAUUCAAAAUGUUAUCUGUAAUUCUAAGAAUAUUUAAUUAAUUCUCUAGCUAAAAUUUAGAACAGGUUGGUGACAAAAGUCAGGUCAAAUCCGUCAGAAUCGCCAAGAGAAAGUAAUCAGCAAGCCUAUGAAGCUUAAUACUUCAGUGCAGUCGCAGAGCUCGACUCAAUCAGCCGGUCAGAGCCUGAACAAGGCAGGGGCUGCAACUUUAGACUCGUCUGCAAACCAGACAUUCUUGCUCCGUUGAUGCUCAACGCCGGCUAGGGUUUGCACAUACCUUCCCUUCGCUCAGCUGUCAAAUAUUAGGUACACGGCGUGACAGCUCAUGCGUUCGACGGUUGGGUGUGAGACUCAAAAGCUAGUGGAAUAACAACGGGAAAAGUAGAGUCAACGAUCAAUUUACGUCUGUGAUCAAUGCAACGUUUACUUGCUGCAACUAAUUUAGAAUCUACAUUCAUGAUACUAUUUUAUUUUUAGAAGACGUUUGUGGCGAAGAGCUAGAGUAAGUCAACUUUACGAGGGCAUUAUAAGUUUAAACUGCCAUGCUGUUGAAUGUAUCAUUCUACAACUGUAUUGUCUGUGCCUAAUAGAUUCAGAUUUGUUUGUCGUUAUGAUAUUAUGGUUCUACUAUUAACUUAUUCAAAUUGCUGCUGUGAAAUAUUGUUAAUAAGAUUGUAAAAAAUAAAUG